Molecule: messenger RNA, 1401 nt
Organism: Hyaloscypha bicolor E
Lineage: Eukaryota; Fungi; Ascomycota; Leotiomycetes; Helotiales; Hyaloscyphaceae
Exons: 2
Coding region: 1-1401 (466 amino acids)
Molecular function (GO): N-acetyltransferase activity
Source: RefSeq, a predicted model, not a curated record
AUGUCCAUGCCAUCCACAAACAUCAUGCAGCUCCAGAAACUUCGGCCUCUCGGAGCCUUGGAACAGUUCUCCUCGGCACGCCACCACCUAGGCUUCUACAACAAUGUUGGCCUUUCAGCUGCCUAUGUAUGCCCAACCUUGAGAUUAGCAGAUCUCAAGGCAACAAUUUUCUGUGCGUUGGCAAUAGUCAUUCAUCGCCAUCCAGCCCUUUCAGCCAUUGUUUUGGAUGAAGACUCGAAUGAACCAUACUUUGCUAGACUCCCUGAAAUCAACCUCGAGGAUGCUGUGACUUUCGUGACUAGGCAAGAGCCGGUGGCCGCAAGCGGUAGAGAUGUUGAGCUUGACAAUAUUCUGGAGACCCAGCACAAUACGCCGUUCAAGGAGGGCCACGGAACUCUCCCGUACUGGCGACUGCUUAUCGUGACGUCCCCAGAAACAGAGAAAGAAUUCGUAGCAUCAUUCAUCUUCCAUCACUCACUUGGUGACGGGGCGUCGGGGAUGGUAUUCCACCGUGAUUUUGUCGCAGCCCUCUCCUCAAAUCCUCCUCCCCUGACAAGCGCCAUCGUCCUCCCAGCCAACACACCCCUGCUUCCCAACCUCGAGGCUCUCCUUCCUUUCGCAACACCGCCUGUUUCUACGUCGCCCAAUCCAACCAAUCUCUGGUCAGGCUCCAACAUCAUCCCACCAACCCGAAGCAACUUCCACUCCCUGACCUUCUCUGCCAAAAAUACAAACCACCUGCUGCAAGCUUGCAAACUGCACGGCACAACCUUGACCUCCACCCUCCCUGUGCUCAUCGCCUCUGCCCUCUUCUCUAUCUUGCCCGACACGUUCAACUCACUGGAAUGCACGAUCCCCGUGUCCCUCCGCCGCUUUCUCCCCGAACCCGUCAACGAGAGCGUAAUAGGAGUCUAUCUCGAUGCCUUCUCGGCCUACUACGACCGCACCCCGGAGGCACAUUUCCCUUGGCUCGAAGCCCAGCGCUCUCGAGGAUUAAUAAACGAUUAUCUCAAAACCAACGGAGAAAAGAUAAACGUUGCGAAAUUCAAGCAGAUUAGGGAUAUGCGGGCUUUUUUCUUGGGGAGAGUGGGGAAGGAGAGAGGGACUUCGUUUGAUGUGAGUAAUCUAGGCAUUAUGAAGAUUGAACCAGAGGAGAAAGAGACUUGGAAGAUGGGCAAAGUAGUGUUUAGUAGGAGUGCAUUUGUGAGCGGUAGUGCUAUUGCUGCUGGGAUUGUGACAGGAGCGGAUGGGUGCUUGACGCUUGGGUUUUGUUGGCAGGAGGGGGUUGUGGAGAGGGGUGUGGUGGAGAUGGUGGUUGAGAAUGUGAGGGUUAUGAUUGAGAGUAUCUCGGAAGAAAUGAGAGGUGAAGAUGGGAUGAAAGUGGAAGAAGCGACGAGAUGA